AUGGAAGUUGACAUAAAUGGAGAGUCCAGAACUACCCUAUCUACCCUCCCUGUGCCUCUUGCAGAGGUGAGUCCUGCAGGCAGGAUGGAAGCAGAGAAGCCCCGCUGUUCCAGUACCCCCUGCUCACCAAUGCGACGGACGGUUGCGGGAUAUCAGAUCCUUCACAUGGAUUCUAACUACCUGGUUGGCUUCACAACUGGAGAGGAGCUGCUAAAAUUAGCCCAGAAGUGUACAGGAAGUGAAGAGAAUAAAGGGGAAUCUGGGCCAACCUUGCACUCCAAACAGCUUGAUUCAGGACUUACACGUUCCUCCCGUUUGUACAAAACUAGAAGUAGGUACUAUCAGCCAUAUGAGAUCCCAGCAGUAAAUGGAAGGAGGAGGAGACGGAUGCCCAGCUCAGGGGAUAAAUGCACUAAGGCUUUACCAUAUGAACCUUACAAGGCACUUCAUGGUCCCCUGCCUCUUUGCCUUUUAAAAGGUAAAAGGGCUCAUUCAAAGUCUCUGGACUACCUCAAUUUAGACAAAAUGAGCAUUAAGGAACCUGCUGACACAGAAGUGCUACAAUACCAGCUCCAACACCUUACCCUUAGAGGGGACCGCAUGUUUGCAAGAAAUAAUACAUGA
Molecule: messenger RNA, 624 nt
Organism: Pelecanus crispus (Dalmatian pelican)
Lineage: Eukaryota; Metazoa; Chordata; Aves; Pelecaniformes; Pelecanidae
Source: RefSeq, a predicted model, not a curated record